Messenger RNA from Chaetomium fimeti, 2250 nucleotides. Its product is annotated as POB3-like protein. The record is from RefSeq and is a predicted model, not a curated record. The transcript has 5 exons. Gene Ontology annotation, cellular component: nucleus; FACT complex. Bases 92 to 1798 code for a protein of 568 amino acids. Gene Ontology annotation, molecular function: histone binding; DNA binding; nucleosome binding. NCBI's taxonomy places the organism in Eukaryota, Fungi, Ascomycota, Sordariomycetes, Sordariales, Chaetomiaceae.
GGUAACUCUUAACUCCUGCAACCUUCCACGGCGGAUCGGAUCCAUCGCUCAACCAUCCAACAUUCCCAGAGCCCCGAAAUAACGCGACAAUAUGGCAGCAAUUGAGAGCUUUGACAACAUCCAUUUGGACUUAUCCCGAGAACAUGGCAAGUGCAGGUUCGCCGAGAACGGCUUGGGGUGGAAGCCCGUAGGCGGCGGCGAUCCCUUCACCCUCGACUCUAGCAACAUUGGUGGCGCACAGUGGAGCAGAGCGGCUCGAGGUUACGAGGUGAAAAUCCUGCAGCGAAAUUCGGGGGUCCUUCAGCUGGACGGCUUCCAACAAGAGGACUACGAACGCCUUAGCAAGAUAUUUAAGAACUGGUACAGCGCCACUCUUGAAAACAAGGAACACUCGCUGCGCGGUUGGAAUUGGGGCAAGGCCGAGUUUGGCAAGGCCGAGAUCUCGUUCAACGUGCAAAACCGGCCCGCUUUCGAAAUCCCGUACUCGGAGAUAUCCAACACCAACCUUGCGGGUCGCAACGAAAUCGCGGUGGAGUUUUCUGUCGCUGACGCGGGCAAGUCGAACGGUCAAAAUGGCGCCACACCAGGGAAGGGCAAGAAGGCAGCGGCCGGGAGAGACCAGCUCACGGAGAUGAGGUUCUACAUCCCCGGCACAACAACUCGGAAAGAAGCCGAAGGCAGCAAUGCUGGGAGCGGUGUGGACGAGGAGGAAAAGAGCGCCGUCACGCUCUUCUACGAUACUCUCAUUGAGAAGGCGGAGAUUGGGGAGACGGCGGGCGAUACGAUUGCCACCUUCCUCGAUGUCCUGCAUCUCACACCAAGAGGUCGGUUUGACAUCGACAUGUACGACGCCUCUUUCCGCCUGCGUGGCAAAACGUACGACUACAAGAUCCAGUACGAGGCUAUCAAGAAGUUCAUGGUCCUCCCGAAACCCGAUGAUACCCACUUCAUGCUGUGUAUCGGGCUGGACCCACCCCUUCGGCAGGGCCAAACGCGGUAUCCAUUCCUCAUCAUGCAGUUCAAGCAGGAUGAGGAAGUUACCCUGGAUCUCAACCUCGCAGAGGAGGAGCUCAACGGCAAAUACAAGGACAAGCUGCAGCCCCAUUACGAACAGCCCCUGCACCAGGUUGUCGCGUAUAUCUUCAAGGGCCUGGCCAACAAGAAAAUCACUGCGCCGGCGAAGGACUUCACAACACACCGCCAGCAAUACGGCAUCAAGUGCUCGAUCAAGGCGAGCGAGGGUUUCCUGUACUGCUUGGAGAAGGCCUUCAUGUUUGUGCCGAAGCCCGCCACCUACAUCUCGUACGACCAGACGCAAUCCAUCACAUUCUCCCGCGUUAGCGGGGCCGUCUCAGCUCUGUCAACUUUCGACAUCACGGUGCACAUGAAGUCCGGCGCCGGGUCCUCGCAAUUCAGCAACAUUAAUCGGGAGGAUCUCAAGGCUCUAGAAGACUUCUUCAAGCUCAAGGGCCUGCGUGUUAAGAACGAGAUCGACGAGGAAACGACGCUCAUGGCCGCGGCCCUUAGAGACGAGGCCAUGGCCAGCUCGGACGAGGAGGUUGUCGGGGCCAAGGCGGACCGUGGCUCGGCGGACGAGGACGAAGAGAGCGUGGAUGAGGACUUCCGCUCUCAGUCCGAGAGUGACGUUGCCGAGGAGUACGACAGCAACCACGAGAGCGACGGCUCCGGCAGCGCCGAGAGCGAUGUUGACAACCAGGUCGAGGACGAUGAAGACGAGGAUAUGGACGACGACGACGAUGAGGAGGAGCGUCCAAAGAAGAAGAAGAAGACCGGUUAGGAGGCAGUUAGGGAUGGUAUCGCAGCCAAGUUCCGGCGAGUGGCAAGGCGGCCAUCCUCUGGCAACGCCGGCUCGGUUCGGGUUGAGUGAAGUUUACGGUAUGGCGUUUGGGAUGGGAAAUCAGCAGCAUGAGGUACCAUGCAGUGUUUUGAGUGCAUAAAAUGUUCCUUGGGGUAGGUAGCGAUGUACGAAUCAGGGGAAGCAUCGAGUUUCGGCCUGUGUCAUACGGUAAACGGCUCAUUGCAGCCGGGCACGUGCUUGAGAAGGGUGCAACAUUUCUACCAAGUACAUCUGCUUAUUGCUGAUAUAUUAUAAUUACGGACAGAUAGGUAGCUUCUGUCCAGGUUAUUUUACAGACUUUCCGAUUUCUUUCCCCUUCCUUCUAUCUUUUCCUUCCUCAUUCGUCCCAAAAUCUGAGAUCGAGUUUCUUAUCGGAAUGUCGGCCGUUGCUU